This is a messenger RNA of Puccinia triticina, 597 nucleotides long. RefSeq lists its product as uncharacterized. The transcript has 2 exons. NCBI's taxonomy places the organism in Eukaryota, Fungi, Basidiomycota, Pucciniomycetes, Pucciniales, Pucciniaceae. Bases 1 to 597 code for a protein of 198 amino acids. The record is from RefSeq and is a predicted model, not a curated record.
AUGACCCUGAAGCAGUUUAUGCUUCACUACCUCACUUCGCCAAAUCCUCAAUUGGCUUAUCUGCGCCGAUAUUGGGCUCAACCAACAGGAAUUGAGUCCACAAUGGGAUUUCUUCAGGAGCUGGGAGUGUUCAUGGAAAGAUCUCCUACAGGCAGGGAGGCUUGGAAGGAAUUCAUCCAAGGCGAGGCAAUUGAAAUUCUUCGUCACGAGGAGCCUCCCAGAGGAGCCUAUCCUCAAGGGUCGUUCCAAAGCUCGACAACAGUUGAAGCAGAUUUCUUCUCUUCUGAAGCCCGCGACCGUCAAGAUGCAACACUCAUGACCAACAUGCCGUUCCUGACAAAUGUUUUGAUGGGGAUGCAUCCUGCACCGAACCGACAAAAUCACCGGGGUAAUGAGGAAGAAGAGGUCGCUCCGCCUGAUGGCACAGGUCCCAACGCCGCCAGUGUCAACCCCGACGAUUCCUCAGAUGCCACUCAUGUUCCUGAUAUUGUUGGAUACAAGCCAAACCCCAACAGACAUGAUGCUGCCACUAUGCGCUUCCGUAGGGUGAGCAAUUUUGGAUUUGGUCACCCUCAGCUACAUCCUUCCUCAAUCUGA